Messenger RNA from Stegostoma tigrinum, 1818 nucleotides. RefSeq names its product mitochondrial ribosomal protein S17 (gene mrps17). Gene Ontology annotation, cellular component: mitochondrial small ribosomal subunit; ribosome. Gene Ontology annotation, molecular function: structural constituent of ribosome. The coding region runs from base 1001 to 1429 and encodes 142 amino acids. The record is from RefSeq and is a predicted model, not a curated record. The transcript is spliced from 3 exons. Lineage: Eukaryota; Metazoa; Chordata; Chondrichthyes; Orectolobiformes; Stegostomatidae. Gene Ontology annotation, biological process: mitochondrial translation.
CUUCCUUUAAUCCCGUAGCAAUACUGCCUUCCUCUUUUCUCCAGCAAGACAACUUCACUCCUUCUGUUUUUAUUCACUUGUAGGAUGCAGUAGUCACUUUUCACACCGUUGACGUGAUUAAUACCUUCUCGCUGAAUAUGUAUGGAACGUAUUUUCAGCCUUCGCUAAGAUACCGCACAGAUUCGCGAUGUGUUUUCUGUGACAGUCCGGGGGAAGAACAAAAAGACGUCCCCCAGCGCUUUACCCGAUAAUAUGUUUGAACUGAAAGACGAUGUUCUAAUGUAAAAACAAAAGCGAAUUUACACACAGCAAACACCCAGAAACAGCAAAAUGAAUCGGUUCUGGUGAAGUCAUUGGACUCGAAACGUUAACUUUCUUCUCACAGAUGCGGCCAGACCUGCGUGUCUCCAGCAAUUUGUUUUUGUUUUAGCUUUAUUACAGCACUAUGAAUGGUUAGACAAUCUGUUUUCUAAUGUUGAUAGAGAAUGCAGUGAAUGUCGGUCAGCACACUAAGGAUAAUUCCCCUGCCCUUAGAAUAAUGCUACUGGAUUAUUAUCGUGCAACUUUAACAUAAAACCUGCUGACUUUUUCCAGCAAUUUCUGUUUUUGCAGCAGAUUUAACAUUUCAUCAAAAAAGCACCUCCGACACUGUAGCAUUUCACACAAUCCAGAACCUUCUGACUCAAGCAAGAACGUUACCACUCAAAAGACAACCAUAACCCGCACUUUUGAAAAGAAAGGUAAAAUCAAGGGGACUGGGGUGGAAUUGAAUUUAGAUCUACAUGUACAAUCUUCGUGUUCAGAUCAUAAGGCCGACUUGCGAACCCAUUUUAGCUCCAAAUGCCGAGAUAACCCGCAACAUAGAACAUAGGCGAGGACAUUGCGCGCAUGUGCACACCUCAGGCAGAGGUACCGCGCAUGCGCUGCUGCCAGCGGAAGUGUCCGUCUCUUCGAAAUUCUCUAUCCGGGAGGAGUGGACCCGAUCAGGCAGUGUACAAAAAUGUCAGCAAGAACCGCCUCUGUCCAUGCCAAAUGGAUUAUAGGAAAAGUGAUUGGCACAAAAAUGCAGAAGACUGCCAAAGUCAGAAUAACUAGACUUGUGCUGAAUCCAUAUCUGUUAAAGUUUUACAAUAAAAGGAAGACUUAUUUUGCUCAUGAUCCAAAAGAACAGUGCACUGUGGGUGAUAUCGUGCUUCUAAAGGCUUUGCCUGAACGAAGGACCAAGCACGUUAAACACGAACUGGCAGAAAUUGUGUUCAAAGUUGGAAAUAUCAUUGAUCCAAUCACACAGAAACGUUGUGGUGGAAGCAGAAUUAUUGAACCUGUUAAAGACUCUGAUUUAGAUACAGGAUCCCUCAGUGAUCAUAUGAAGGAUUUAGAGAUCAGUGGUGUGCAGAAUAAUUCAGAACAUAAAACCUCUGCAGGUUGAACCAUAACUAAAUAUUUCUAAAUUUGUAUGUAUAUUUAAUAAAUAUUCAUAUUGCACAUGUUAUUCAGAAACAAAAAAAGUAAAGUUUUUUAAUGCAAAAGUAGUGUACGAUGAUUCUGAACAUGGUGUGAAGCUAGAUGAACACAGCAGACCAAGCAGCAUCAGAGGGGCAGGAAAGUUUGAUGUUUUGAGUUGAGACCCUUCAGACCUUGACCUGUUGUGUUCAUCCAGCUUCCCACUGUGUUAUCUCAGAUUCUGCAGCAUCGGCAGUUCCUACUAUCUCUGUACAAUGAUUCUCUCAUCUUGCAUUCAUGUUUUCCUGCACUUUGGAAGUGAUUGGAUUUUCUGAAAACUUAUUAAAAUAAACCUAAAUGAUUUCAUAUACUCAA